AUGGCCUUCCAGCGGAGCCACAGGCUGAACCUUCUGCGCCUCGUCGUGCUGCUCCUCGUCGCCUUGGCUGGCAUCAAGUUCCUCUUCCGUGACAGCUUUACCCUGGAGCUGCACAAGCACAUCAGCAAGGACAGCGGGUUCUGGGGGGACACAGGUGACAUUGUCCAGAACAUCAUCCCCCAGAGCCAGAUUCUGGAGCUCCCAGCAGCAAAGAUAACAGCCCUGAGACAAGAGUCUGGGCAGCAGGUCCCCAAGGAUGUCAGUGCCACUGAGAUGAGGCUGGUCCACCUGGAUCUCAAGGGAGCUGCACCCAGAGUCUCCUACCUAGAGCAGCUGUUCCCUCUCCUGUCCCAGCUGGGUGCCAACGGUGUCCUCAUCGAGUACGAGGACAUGUUCCCCUUCAAGGGAGAGCUGGAAGUCCUCAGGUCCCCGUACGCUUACAGUGAGGAGGACAUCGAGCGAAUCCAGCAGCUGGCAGAGCAACACAAGCUGGAGGUGGUUCCCCUGGUGCAGACCUUUGGCCACGUGGAGUUCAUCCUCAAGCACGAGAAGUACCAGCACCUGCGGGAGGUCGAGCGCUUCCCCAACAGCUUCAACCCCCAUGUCCCUGACACCCUGGCCCUGCUCAAGAGCAUCUUGUCGCAGGUGAUUGAGAAGCAUAGGCACUCCACCUGGAUCCACAUCGGUGCAGAUGAGGUUUUCCAUCUCGGGGAGGGGAUGGACUCUAAGAACUGGAUGAGCCGCAACAGGGGUGACGUGGGGACCAUGUACCUGAAGCACAUCAAGGAGGUGCUGGGCUUCCUCGCCGCGCAGUACUGGGGGCUGCGGGCGCUCAUGUGGGACGACAUGCUGAGGAAGAUCAGCGUGGGAGCCCUUCGGGAGUCUGGGAUAGCAAAGCGUGUCUCACCCAUGGUGUGGUUCUACUCGCCGGACUUCGAGGCUGAGCAGAUUGGGCCAUUCCUGGCCAAGUAUGCAGAGAGCGGCUUUGAGGCUGUGUGGUUUGCCAGUGCCUUCAAGGGCACCACGGGGCCGGCACAGACCUGGACCCCCCUGAGCUACCACCUGAAAAACCACCUGAGCUGGCUGAAGGUGAUGCAGGCCCUGCCACGGCUGGCCCCGCUGCGCUUCCAGGGCAUCGCCCUGACAGGCUGGCAGAGGUAUGAUCACUACUCGGUGCUCUGUGAGCUGCUGCCUGUCAGCAUCCCCUCGCUGGCCAUCUGCCUGCAGACCCUGGUGAAUGGGGGCUUCACGGAAGAGGCAAAGAGGAAGGUUCUGGAUGUGCUGGGCUUGGAGGGUGUGCAGCUGGAGCAGAGCACCUGUGAAGGCAGGGGAGCAUUCCCUGGUGUGGAGAUCUACCACAUGGUGGAGCAGGUUAAUGGCCACCUGAAGGAGAGCAUCCUCAAGUCGCUGGAGGAGGAGAGUGCCAUCAAGGGUUGGUUCAGCCCCUACCACAGGAAGCGCCAGUUUGGGAACCCUCGCAACAUGGAGAGCUUUGGCAGCAAAGUGCUCAACUGGAGAGGACCUACUUCCCUGACACGGUGGAGGAGUGGAUGGAGGAGAACGUCAGCCCCUACCUGGACCAGCUGCGGGACCUGGUGCGGGACUACCGGGCCAUCAUCCGCCUCAAUGGGCGGCCGAAGGCCACAUAGGAGCUGCAGGGCCCCAGCUCUCACUGCCCCCCAGCUGGGCUUUGGGGGCCAGCACUGUGUGUCUGUUUGCUGGUGACUGCGCUACUGCUGCCGGGUCACACUGUACAGAGCUCCUGCACACCCCUCCACAAUAAAGUAUUUUCGUAGA
Messenger RNA from Acanthisitta chloris (rifleman), 1797 nucleotides. RefSeq names its product hexosaminidase D-like. Lineage: Eukaryota; Metazoa; Chordata; Aves; Passeriformes; Acanthisittidae. Gene Ontology annotation, molecular function: hexosaminidase activity. The record is from RefSeq and is a predicted model, not a curated record. Bases 1 to 1725 code for a protein of 574 amino acids. The transcript is spliced from 13 exons. Gene Ontology annotation, biological process: carbohydrate metabolic process.